Molecule: messenger RNA, 2386 nt
Organism: Silurus meridionalis
Lineage: Eukaryota; Metazoa; Chordata; Actinopteri; Siluriformes; Siluridae
Gene: cchcr1
Product: coiled-coil alpha-helical rod protein 1
Exons: 17
Coding region: 100-1962 (620 amino acids)
Biological process (GO): protein export from nucleus; cell differentiation
Cellular component (GO): centriole
Source: RefSeq, a predicted model, not a curated record
ACACACACACACACACACACACACACACACACACACACACACACACACACACCGGGUUUUCUAUUUAGAUUGUGAUUUCAGUCCUGCAGUGAGAGCGGCAUGGAGAAACACACACACACACCAGGUAGCGGAGAGGAGCUACACUCACCUGCUGACUUCAUCACCACACAUCGCUCAGGUGUGACCUGUGCCUCCUCUCCUCUAGCCCUCCUCACUCCAUCUCACUUCACUGUGACCUCUACUGCACCCUUGACCUCAACCUCUGUGACCCCUCUGUGCCCCACCCCCUCCCUUCCACCCCGAGGGGCAGAUCCAUGGACCCUUUUCACACACACUCGGGAGGAGGGGGGGCAGCUCCAUCAGAAGAAUCAGACACUGAACCACACACACACUCCUCUGAGAGAGGAGAUGGAGAAGAUGAGGAGGAAGGUGGAGAGACUGACCGAGGACCUCCGAGAGAGAGACAGCAUCAUCAGCAGGCAGUGUAUUGAACGAGAGGAAUUGUGUGCUGAACUUAAGAAGAGCAACUCGAAGAUGUGUGAGGGUCAUGCAGCAGAGAUUGCAGCUUUGACUCACACCAGCUCAGAACUGCAGAACACAAUCCUCACUCUAACACAGGAAGUGACAUCACUCAGACACCAGGUGGAGGAAGUGACAUCAGAGAGAGACGUGCUGCAGAAACAGCUGAGCAGUGAGAAAGCAGAGCAGGCUGAGACUCUGCACAAGUUACGCAGCUACAUCGGCACACACGCAGGAGGAGAGGAACAACACACACUCAUAGAGAGGCUGCAGAGGGAGAAAGACGGGUUGUGUUUAUCUGUUGAGCUGCUGAAUGUCCGAGUCAGAUCAGCUAAUGACAUCCUGACUCUACAGGAGAGAGAACUAGAAGAGCAGUGUGAUCCUCUCCAUAAAGACAGGUCAUUUCGGUUGUUGAGUUUAUGGAGAGAGAAGGUCUUUACACUGCUUGUACAACUACGCUCAAAAGACUCCCAACUACACACUGAGAACACACAACUACACAACAUGGUUUCUGAUCUGCAGAAGGAGGUUCAUAAACUAAGGUCACACAUCACCUUUCUAGAACACAACCUUCAGGACAAAACUGCACAACUACAGCUACACAACAUGCACACACAGGAGCUCCAGCAACAGUUGUGUAGUGUAGGUGAAGAGAAUGAGAGACUAAAAAAAGACAAAGAGAGCAGUGAGAAAUCUACUAACCACAUUACUGAUUCUGUACACAGGUUGAGUGUGUGUGCUGAGGAGUGGGAGAGUCAGGUUGGAGCUGCUCAGUGUCGUAUGAGUGCUCUAACACAGAGACUCAACUUUGCAAACACACGUCUUCACACAGUGCAUGGUUUGCUGAUGAGGAGAGAAGCUCUGCAGAAAGUACAACAGGCCACAAAACCUACAGAACCUACAUCCUCAGACCGCUGCAUUGAGAGUCUGCAGUCACAGGUGGCGCUGCUGAGCUCAGAGAGAGACACACUCACCCAGGAACUGAAACGAACACCACAACUGAUCAAUAACGCACUGAGAGACCUACAACUACAAUUGAACAGGAGCAGGGAGGAGUUGGCAGUGUGUGAGUUGCAGUGUGUGGAGGCUAAUGCACAAUGUAAGGAAAAGGAAAGGACCAUCGUGGAGCUGCGCAAUGAGGCCCAUCACACACAGACCAUUCUACAGGAGAAACUCUCUGAGGUAGAGAGUGUGUGUGCCACACAGCUCAGAGAGCUGGAGAGUCAACUAAAUACAGCAAGGAGAGAACACACUAAAGCAGUUGUAGCCUUGUGCCAGGUGGAACGUACAGCAGUGAGAGAGAGACAGCAGGAGAGAGAGGCAGAGAGCACGCUCAGAACACACACACACAAACAUCACACAACUGCAAACACAACUGAAGGAAAAAGACAGAGACCACAACAUUCUUCUGGCGGUGGUUCAGCAGCAGGGUUUGAUGAAUGAAUUUAAGAAGAUGAGAAGAGCAGCACUACACACAUCUACAGUUCUGAAAGAUAAACAACAUAAACAGCAGCAGACUGGAGAUACUGAACAGCAAGAAGGCAGGGUGUUGAGUGUUUUAAGUGAGCUACACUCUCUUAGCUCAGCACUCAUACACAGCACAGACGAGGAAGACGAGGACGAGGAACAAGACAAGAAGACCACACACUGAACACACACACACACACACACGUGGUCAGUAUUCAGUGUUGGUGUUAGAAGGGUAUUGCUGUGUUGUAGUUAUAAUGAUUCAGUAGUGUGUCUAACAGGUGGAAUGUGUUUAUGGAUCUGUUUGUUUUAUUACAAAUGUGUCAUUAAUUAAUAUGUAAACUGUGUAAUAAUAAUAAUAAUAAUAAUAUAAAAUAAAAUUGUUUUUAUUUAAACAUUA